Ricinus communis (castor bean) is the source of this 3063-nucleotide messenger RNA. Its product is annotated as receptor-like protein CLAVATA2. Lineage: Eukaryota; Viridiplantae; Streptophyta; Magnoliopsida; Malpighiales; Euphorbiaceae. Gene Ontology annotation, molecular function: protein binding. The coding region runs from base 713 to 2905 and encodes 730 amino acids. The transcript has a single exon. The record is from RefSeq and is a predicted model, not a curated record.
GGCCCAGUUCAUUUUCAGAACCAAGAAAAAAGUAACAGCAAAGGAAAGGAAUAAAUGGAAGUGCUUUUCACUUUACACUGUAAAGGUCAUAUUGGAGCUCUACUUUAAUGGUGCAUUAAUGUUUAAAGAGAACAAAGAGGGAAUGAGAAUGUCCAAUAUUCCUCAAGAGAACUCAGCAUCAUCACAAUCUCUCUUAUUUACUCUCCAAGAAAUGCUAAUGCUCCACCCUUUAGUGAGUUCUUGUCAAUUCUCUCUCUCAAUUUAUUUUUUUGGUCAUAUACUGUAAAAGAUUUCAUCUUUCCAUUUUGAUUUUGUUUUCAUUUUAUUUUAGUUUUCACCAACUGGUUUUUGUUGUCUCGAUUCUUAUUGAAUUUUAGAUUUUCAUGUAUGUGAUGUGAAGUUCUUUACACAGCCAUCCAACUUAACCUGCUCUCUCUCUAUCUUUAUUGAGUUCUUUACUUUUUGCUCACCAAUAUCGUGCUCCUUACUAAACCUUAACUAAUGGAAGAUGGGUUUAGGCGUUUUACCCUUAACAUGUUCAAUUUACACUUACUGCCACUAAACUGUGUGCGGCCAAUCUUGAGCUCCAGUCAUUGAAGAAGAUUGGUUUUUGCAUUUUACCUCUAUGAUAGCUGUCUCAAGUCCUGUCCUGCUCUCUUGCUUCCUUUGAUUCUUGGAAAGCUUUAGUUUUGCAUUAUUGUCCUUGUCAAAGAUGGAACUGAAGUGGGUUCUCGCUAUCGGACACUGUAAGAUUCUUAAGUUACAUCUACUGCCAUUCUUGAUAUCGUUACUUCUGUGUUCAUACCAGUCUCAUUGCAUUGAUCUUCAUCCAGAAGACAGGGCUUCACUCAUAAAAUUCCGUGCACAUAUUCAAGAACCAAACCGUUACUUGUUGUCAACCUGGGUUGGCUCUAACUGCACAAAUUGGACUGGAAUUGCCUGUGAAAAUCAGACUGGCCGUGUCAUUUCAAUCAACUUGACCAACAUGAAUUUGUCAGGGUAUAUCCACCCAAAUUUGUGCAGAUUAAUCUCUCUUGAAUCUUUGGUUUUGUCCGAAAAUGGCUUCACUGGCCAAAUUCCAUUGUGUUUUGGCUGGUUGCAGAAUCUCAAAGUUCUUGAUCUUAGUCACAAUAGAUUUGGUGGUGCUGUCCCUGAUACACUCAUGAGACUUAGUCAGCUGAGGGAACUUAAUUUGAAUGGGAACCAUGAUUUGGGAGGUCCUCUUCCUUUAUGGGUUGGUAAUUUCUCAUCAAGUUUGGAAAAACUUGACAUGAGCUUCAAUUCAUUUCAAGGGGAAAUACCAGAGAGCUUGUUUCAUUUGAACUCUUUAAAGUAUUUGGAUCUUCGUAACAAUUUCUUAUCUGGCAAUCUUCACGACUUCUAUCAGUCCCUAGUUGUCCUCAAUCUUGGGUCUAAUACAUUUUCAGGUACUUUGCCUUGUUUUUCUGCCUCUGUUCAGUCUCUUAAUGUUUUGAAUUUGGCUAAUAAUUCUAUCAUGGGGGGUAUUCCUACAUGCAUUUCUUCUCUAAAGGAGUUGAGACAUUUGAAUUUGUCAUUUAAUCACUUGAAUCAUGCAAUAUCCCCAAGACUUGUUUUCUCCGAGGAGCUUCUCGAGUUGGACUUGAGUUUCAAUGACUUAUCUGGUCCGCUUCCAACCAAGAUUGCAGAAACAACAGAGAAAUCAGGGCUUGUUCUUCUUGAUCUAUCUCAUAAUCGCUUCUCUGGUGGUAUCCCAUUGAAAAUCACAGAACUCAAGAGUUUGCAGGCAUUGUUUCUAUCUCACAAUCUUCUUAGUGGGGAAAUCCCAGCAAGGAUUGGAAAUUUGACUUAUCUCCAAGUGAUAGAUCUUUCUCACAACUCAUUAUCAGGAUCUAUUCCCCUGAAUAUUGUUGGGUGCUUUCAGCUACUUGCAUUGGUACUCAAUAACAAUAAUCUUUCUGGUGAGAUUCAACCAGAACUUGACGCUUUGGAUAGCUUGAAGAUAUUGGAUAUAAAUAACAACAAGAUUUCUGGUGAAAUUCCAUUGACUCUGGCAGGUUGUAGAUCACUCGAGAUAGUAGAUUUUAGUUCCAACAAUCUCUCUGGGAAUCUGAACGAUGCAAUAACUAAAUGGUCAAACCUCAGGUAUCUCUCCUUGGCCCGAAAUAAAUUCACUGGAAGCCUCCCUAGUUGGUUAUUUACAUUCGACGCAAUCCAAUUGAUGGAUUUCUCAGGAAACAAAUUCUCUGGGUUCAUACCGGAUGGUAACUUCAAUAUUAGCUUGAAUUUCAACAACGGAGACAUUGUUCAGAGACUGCCUACUGAGUCAUUUAUUUUAUUGCAAGCUGUAGAGAUCAAAAUAUCGGUGUUGGUUGUUGACAGCAAUGAAUUAAGCUUCAGCUACCAUCUGUCUUCAGUUGUUGGAAUUGAUUUAUCCGACAAUCUGUUGCAUGGAGAGAUUCCAGAGAGCCUCUUUGGACUGCAGGGUUUGGAGUACCUGAAUUUGUCGUACAAUUUUCUUGAUGGUGAAAUUCCAGGUUUAGAGAAGAUGUCAAGCUUAAGGGCUUUGGAUCUGUCACAUAAUUCUCUGUCAGGUCAGAUCCCAGGGAACAUCUCCAGCCUUAAAGGUCUUACCCUCUUGAACUUAUCAUAUAACAGUUUCUCUGGAUUCGUUCCCAAGAAAGAAGGCUACAGAAAGUUUCCAGGUGCAUUUGCUGGAAAUCCAGAUCUGUGUGUGGAGUCCUCUGGUGGAAGGUGUGAUGCAGCAAGUCUUCCAGCAGUGCCUGGGAAGUCAUCUGAAGAAAUGGAGGGUCCAAUUUCUGUUUGGGUGUUUUGCCUUGGUGCUUUUAUUAGUUUCUAUUUUGGUGUUAUGGUUCUAUGCUGUUCUGCUCGAGCAAGAAAAUAUAUCCUCCAGACAAAAGUCUAACCUAGAUUAUGCCAACGAACUACUGUACAUACUUGCCUCUGUUGUAGUAACAUAGUAACUAUUGAGUUGAUGUGCUUUGCCGUUGUGUACUAAUGUUGAGUCAUUGAUUGUUAUAAACGUGGCAAUUCAAUUACUGAAAGCUAAUGAGUAUUUUGGUA